Gamsiella multidivaricata is the source of this 439-nucleotide messenger RNA. RefSeq lists its product as uncharacterized. Bases 129 to 413 code for a protein of 94 amino acids. Lineage: Eukaryota; Fungi; Mortierellomycota; Mortierellomycetes; Mortierellales; Mortierellaceae. Gene Ontology annotation, molecular function: DNA binding. The transcript has 2 exons. The record is from RefSeq and is a predicted model, not a curated record.
AUUCGCAACGUCGACGUAGAGUGUGCCCAGUUGGAGCGUUAGCUUUCUAUUCCUUUGAAAAAUGGCAUCUGAAAGGCUCUUCGAAAGGUUCUUCAAAAGACUCUUCCUCCCCACCUCCGAAAUUCGACAUGAAAGACUGGGAAAAGGCCUAUCUUAUCCAUGGUAGAGACGAAUUCUCUCCAUUGAGUAGUUCUGACCACUAUCAAAUGCACAAACAAGAGAUGGAACGAGAAAACAUAACCUCGAAGAAGGUCACUCAUUCUGGUCGAGGAUCUGGGGCUCGACACGCACAGGAAAUGGGUGCAGGCGUCGAGGAGAUUGCACAGCAUGGAAACUGGAACAACAGUCGCGUUGUCUUGUUCUACCUGUCAGGGAUACCAAAGGACGUCCCCCAACGCAGGAUUCGAUAUUAGGUUUUGGGGUUGUGCCUGUAUAAAAG